AUGAGAGAUGGGAGGAAAAUAGUAAAAUUAGUCCAAGCAGAAGUUGAAGAGGAAUGCCAGAAAUGGAAGUCGGCUCUAAUUGGAUAUGUAAUUGGGGGAAACCCUACAUUCAAGGAAAUGUUGAAGUAUGUGUAUGGGGUGUGGAACUUUGUCGUGACUCCUCAGGUAUUUCUGCACAAUGAUGGGUAUUUCAUCUUCCGAUUUAUGUCUGAUAAUGAUAAAGAGACCCUACUGCAGAAUGGACCCUUCACAUUUAACAACAGGCCUAUGGUUCUCAAGCAUUGGGAACCAGAUUUUCAGAUGAGUAAGGAACCUCUCCAGGUCAUUCCAAUAUGGGUUACUUUUCCAAAUCUACCUGUUGAAUACUGGGCACCAAGAAGCUUGGGUCGAAUUGCAAGCUGUUUGGGAAAGCCAAUAUGCACGGAUAAGCUUACAACCAAAGGAGAAAGAGUGUCCUACGCACGAAUUCUAGUUGAAAUGGAUGUUUCAGUUGAACUUCCGGAAGAGGUAUCAAUUGAACUACCAGGAGGUAAAUGUAAACUGCAGAACAUUAAGUAUGAGUGGAGACCCUUGUACUGCCAAAGCUGCUUGAAUAUUGGGCAUCAGAAUGAUUUUUAA
This is a messenger RNA of Nicotiana attenuata, 618 nucleotides long. RefSeq lists its product as uncharacterized. NCBI's taxonomy places the organism in Eukaryota, Viridiplantae, Streptophyta, Magnoliopsida, Solanales, Solanaceae. Bases 1 to 618 code for a protein of 205 amino acids. The record is from RefSeq and is a predicted model, not a curated record. The transcript is spliced from 2 exons.